Molecule: messenger RNA, 1963 nt
Organism: Oryza sativa Japonica Group (Japanese rice)
Lineage: Eukaryota; Viridiplantae; Streptophyta; Magnoliopsida; Poales; Poaceae
Product: dihydrolipoyl dehydrogenase, mitochondrial
Cellular component (GO): oxoglutarate dehydrogenase complex; mitochondrion
Molecular function (GO): dihydrolipoyl dehydrogenase (NADH) activity; flavin adenine dinucleotide binding
Source: RefSeq, a predicted model, not a curated record
AGAGGAGCCCGCGAGAUGGCGAUGGCGAGCUUGGCGAGGAGGCGCGCGGCGGAGGCGGCGCUGCUGCGGCGGGCGCCGGCGGCGGCGUGGGCGUCCGCGUGGAGGGGGUACGCGGCGGCGGCGGCGGGGGAGGAGAGCGACGUCGUGGUGAUCGGCGGCGGGCCGGGCGGGUACGUGGCCGCCAUCAAGGCGGCGCAGCUAGGGCUCAAGACCACCUGCAUCGAGAAGAGGGGAACGCUCGGGGGCACCUGCCUCAACGUCGGCUGCAUCCCCUCCAAGGCUCUCCUGCAUUCGUCGCAUAUGUACCAUGAGGCCAAGGCUUCUUUUGCACACCAUGGUAUCAAAUUCUCAAAUCUUGAAAUAGAUUUGCCUGCCAUGAUGUCACAGAAAGACAAAGCAGUUGCUGGGCUGACUAAAGGGAUUGAAGGCCUGUUCAAGAAGAACAAGGUUGAGUAUGUCAAAGGAUUUGGAAAGUUUGUGUCCCCUUCAGAGGUAUCUGUUGACUUGCUCGAUGGUGGUAGCACUACUGUUAAAGGGAAGAACAUAAUCAUUGCCACUGGCUCAGAUGUGAAAUCACUCCCUGGAGUUACAAUAGAUGAGAAGAAGAUCGUGUCAUCUACUGGUGCUCUUGCUCUUUCAGAAAUACCAAAGAAGUUGGUGGUUAUUGGAGCUGGAUACAUUGGUUUAGAGAUGGGUUCUGUCUGGAACAGGCUAGGGUCUGAGGUCACUGUCGUUGAAUUCGCUUCUGACAUUGUCCCGUCAAUGGAUGGAGAGAUUAGGAAGCAGUUCCAGCGUAUGCUGGAGAAGCAGAAAAUGAAGUUCAUGCUUAAGACAAAAGUUGUUGGGGUUGAUACCUCUGGGAGUGGUGUCAAGUUAACUGUGGAGCCUGCAGCUGGUGGAGAGCAGAGUGUUCUUGAGUGUGAUAUUGUUCUUGUAUCUGCUGGCAGAGUACCAUACACCUCUGGUCUUGGAUUGAACGCCCUUGGUGUUGAGACUGACAAGGGUGGAAGAAUCCUUGUCGACAAGCGCUUUAUGACAAAUGUUAAGGGUGUUUAUGCGAUUGGAGAUGCGAUCCCUGGACCCAUGCUUGCACAUAAAGCUGAAGAAGAUGGUGUUGCCUGUGUUGAAUUCAUCGCAGGUAAAGAAGGUCACGUAGAUUAUGACACUGUACCUGGAGUGGUGUACACACACCCAGAGGUGGCUUCUGUUGGGAAGACGGAAGAACAGGUCAAGGCAUCAGGAGUGGCCUACCAGGUUGGGAAGUUCCCCCUGUUGGCCAACAGCCGUGCAAAGGCAAUUGAUGAUGCUGAAGGGUUGGUCAAGGUAGUGGCUGAGAAGGAGACCGAUAGAAUCCUCGGUGUACAUAUAAUGGCCCCUAAUGCAGGUGAGAUAAUCCAUGAGGCGGUGCUUGCACUUCAGUAUGGAGCAUCUAGUGAGGAUAUUGCACGGACAUGCCAUGCGCAUCCAACAGUGAGCGAAGCCCUGAAGGAGGCUUGCCUACAGACCUACCUGAAGGCGAUUCACAUUUAAAUCAUGAUACAGUUUCAACUGCCAUCUAAAAAUAUUCCCCAAAGUUUUGAAAUAAUAUGGAACGAUGUGGUUAAAACAUCUAGUUUGUUUACCAUUUCCUCAGCGGAACUGUGAAUUCGCACCUUCACUUCUUAUUGUAGUUAUAUUCUUUUUCCUUGCUAGCUGGCGCGUCUGUUCCUACUCCUUAAUAAUAUGGUAAAAACUUAAUGCUGAAUAUGUUUCUUUUUUCUGUUGAUACCUGAGACAAGAAUACCACAGAGGCUGGCUCCCCUAGAUCAGAUGGCGCCCUUCAUCUCUGGAAUUUUUUGCUUAAUCCCAAUUCUGAUAGUCUAUUUUCAGUAUCUUUGUUGGGACAUAAAAGAUGUAUAAUUGUGUGCAUGUCACAAAUCUUUCCAUGAUUCAUUAUUGCUCAAAUUAUUAAAUUCUACUGUAA